GCCGGUAAAUCUUCGACAGAAGCAUCAGAUCUUCUGGACUUACCGACGUAGUCACAACUACCUAUCCUCAUUCAACAUGGUUGCGAAGUUCGUCGUCGUCCUCGCCUUCGUGGCAGUGGCCUCCGCCAGUUCCCUGUCCAGCUUCUCCUACGGCGUGGCUGACCCCUACACCGGCGACUUCAAGAACCAGGUCGAGACCCGCGCCGGAGACAACGUCCAGGGACAGUACUCCCUCCUCGAGUCGGAUGGAACCCGCAGGACCGUCGACUAUGCUGCCGGCGCUGGUGGCUUCAACGCCAUUGUCAGGAAGGACCCUGCUCUGAUCGCUGCCGCUCCCAUCUCUUACGCUGCCCCCAUCUCUUACGCCGCCCCCAUCUCUUACGCCACUCCUUACGCCUAUGGCGCGUAUCCUUACGCCAGAUUCGGAUACCCCUACGGACGAUUCUACUAAACUGUACUAGGCAUCUCUAAUUGGCACCGAUUUUGUAAAUAAACAGAUUCUAUUUCAA
Cydia pomonella (codling moth) is the source of this 509-nucleotide messenger RNA. RefSeq names its product larval/pupal rigid cuticle protein 66-like (gene CPR64). Lineage: Eukaryota; Metazoa; Arthropoda; Insecta; Lepidoptera; Tortricidae. The transcript has 2 exons. Bases 77 to 451 code for a protein of 124 amino acids. The record is from RefSeq and is a predicted model, not a curated record. Gene Ontology annotation, cellular component: extracellular matrix.